AGCCAUUAUUCCAGCUUGAUAGCUAGUAAGAGAGGGAGAGAUAGAGGUCGAGAUGGAAGUAGUUCAAGUGCUUCAUAUGAAAGGAGGAGUUGGAGAAACCAGUUAUGCGAACAACUCUUUAGUUCAGCAAAAGGUGAUAUCCAUGACAAAGCCAAUCACAGAGGAAGCCAUAACUAAGUUUUAUUGCAGCACCUACCCUGCAGCCAUAGCCAUUGCAGAUUUGGGUUGUUCUUCAGGACCAAACACUUUGUUCGUGAUAUCUGAACUUAUCAAAGUGGUGGAUAGCAUUCGCCAAAAGAUAGGCCAAAAAUCACCCGAGUAUCAAGUGUUCUUGAAUGACCUUCCGGGGAAUGACUUCAACACGAUUUUCAAAUCCUUGCCCAGCUUCCAAAACAAACUGAAGAAACAACUUUUUGCUGGCAGCGGACCAUGUUUUUUCACUGGAGUGCCUGGUUCUUUCUAUGGCAGGCUUUUCAGAAACAAGAGUCUGCAUUUCAUACACUCUUCCUAUAGUCUUCAGUGGCUCUCUCAGGUUCCCGAAGGGCUGGAAAGUAAUAAAGGGAACAUUUACAUGGCUACUACAAGUCCCCCAGACGUGCUGAGAGCAUAUUAUGAGCAAUUCCAGCAAGAUUUUUCAUUGUUUUUGAAGUGUAGAUCAGAGGAACUAGUGGCUGGAGGGCAUAUGGUUUUGACAUUUUUAGGGAGAAGAAGUGAUGAUCCUGCAAGCAAAGAGUGUUGUUACAUUUGGGAGCUUUUGGCCAAGGCUCUCAAUGAAAUGGUCUUUGAGGGACUCAUAGAAGAAGAGAAACUGAACUCCUUCAACAUUCCUCAGUACACACCAUCUCCAGCUGAGGUUAAAUCAGAGGUUCUGAAGGAAGGGUCCUUCACCAUAGAUCGCUUGGAGGUUACGGCAGUGAAUUGGAAUGCAUAUCAGAAUGAAGUUGACUUGUCUGAUGCAUUCAAGGAUGGUGGGUACAAUGUUGCAAAGUGCAUGAGAGCCGUGGCUGAGCCAUUGCUUGCCAGCCACUUUGGUGAAGCAAUCAUUGAUGAGGUGUUCCGGAGGUACAGAGAAAUCGUUGCUGAUCGCAUGUCCAAGGAGAAGACUGAGUUUGUCAAUGUGAUUAUUUCCCUUAUAAAAGCUUGAUUAUCUUCACCG
Durio zibethinus is the source of this 1156-nucleotide messenger RNA. Its product is annotated as S-adenosyl-methionine 4-1-methyl-2-pyrrolidinyl-3-oxobutanic acid methyltransferase-like. Lineage: Eukaryota; Viridiplantae; Streptophyta; Magnoliopsida; Malvales; Malvaceae. Gene Ontology annotation, molecular function: methyltransferase activity. The record is from RefSeq and is a predicted model, not a curated record.